Pseudoliparis swirei is the source of this 1072-nucleotide messenger RNA. RefSeq names its product lin-37 DREAM MuvB core complex component (gene lin37). Bases 59 to 787 code for a protein of 242 amino acids. The record is from RefSeq and is a predicted model, not a curated record. The transcript has 9 exons. Gene Ontology annotation, biological process: negative regulation of transcription by RNA polymerase II. Gene Ontology annotation, cellular component: Myb complex; transcription repressor complex. Lineage: Eukaryota; Metazoa; Chordata; Actinopteri; Perciformes; Liparidae.
ACUAAACUAGUUAUUAUAAAAGUUAACGUGACAUAGAAGUUACAAAAAGGUGGAGAUAAUGCACCACGUCAAGAUCAAGACGGAGAGGCCAGAUCUCGAGACGCCUGGUGCACGCAGCAGAUUGGAUGAUGCGUUAAAGGGACUGUUGGACAAGACUGAAAGGGAAAGGGAACAAAAUGAGGGCGAUACUGAAAAAAUAUCAGCUGACUCCUUAAACAAGGAUUUGUCACCAUCAUCUGCUGGAAAAAGACCGUCGGCUCGAUUGCCACAGCACCGCAGGAAGAAGCGUAAAGAGAUGGAAGAGGCCAUACCAGAGAGCAAUCAACACAAACAAAACGCUUACAUCAUUAAGUUGUUUGAUCGCAGUGUGGAUCUGGCUCAGUUCAACACCAGCACCCCACUGUAUCCUAUUUGCCGUGCCUGGAUGAGAAACAAUCCUUCUGUUCGAGUGCCGCCUGGUUCCCCAAGCCCCCCACACAUUAUGGUGGAGGAAGAGCCUACAGACAUGAUCAAUGGUAAAGGUACUGUGCAUAGACUCCCUCCUCCAACGUCCUGUCCAAUCAGCACCUCUGGUGAACCCAUCAAUCUCAGGAUCCCACAGACAGAAAAACCCACUGUUAACAAGUUGACAGAUUCACUUCCUGUAUCGGGUUCAUUCAUAUGUGACCACAUGGAACGUUGGAAAAAGAUAAGGCAGAAAUGGAAGGAGUGCUCCAACAAGAACCAGUUAAGAUACAGCGAGAGUAUCCGGGUUCUUAAGGAGAUGAAGGAGCUCUAUGAUCGCUAACUGGCUUGUUCUGCGCCUCUCCACCACAACACGGCCUCCACCCAGUUGUAAGGGAGCCAUGGUGUAUAUAGCCGUUAAUCUUUCAACACACCUGCUAUCAGACUCGUAAGAAAGCAUGAACCUGACUUUGAGACUUAAUUAAACCAUUUGUCCUACGCAUUGCAGAAGAAGUAUCCAACAGGAUUUUAAAUUAUUUUUGUUCAAUUUGUUCCAGUGUGAUGUAUUUUUUUAUUAAUACACAUUAUUUGUAGUUAUCUGAAUAAACUUAUCAGUUUUCCAGACACA